UCGCCUAGUCAGAUUUCCCCACUGAGUCAAAGUCUGACUCUUGUUGAGAGUUUUCGGUAACUCUCCAGUUUCUUUAAACCAACAUUUUUAAAGUUACAAUACUUGUUAGUCUUCUACUUGUAUUUAGGCGUCGUUAAACUGUGAUCCUCCUGACUGCCGGGUUUGCGUACUAUUUAUCUGCCGAUAAGCACCUCCUCCUUCUCCAGUCCUGCAGUGGUUCAACGAUAUUCUCGAUCAGCAUGACAUAUUUUUCGGGAUUUGCUCUACGGUCAAGGUUCCAAAGGCUGCAGGUCUGGACUGAGAUGUCCUGAGUUAAAGUUCAAAUUUUGACGAAGGGGUUUCCUUGAAAUUACUCAACUGACAACACACAAUGGCUUCCAAUAUAGUUGUGGAUCAGCAGUUUUCUCACAAAUUCAUAGUGACGGUGGUUCGAGCCGAGAGCGUCACCAAGGGAGCGCUGGGUGACCUGUUGGACACCCCGGAUCCAUAUGUGGAGCUGUUCAUCCCAACGGCCCCAGAGAGCAGAAAGAGGACCAAGCACAUAGACAAUGACAUCAACCCAAAAUGGAACGAGACCUUUCACUUUAUAUUAGACCCUAACCUGCACAACGUCCUGGAGGUAACAUUAAUGGACGCCAAUUAUGUGAUGGAUGAGACCCUUGGGACUGCGACCUAUGAUAUUACCAAACUCACUGUUGGCCGGAAAAAGAUGGAGCCUUUCCUCAUUGGAAAAGCAACCAAAGUAUACUUAGAGAUGACGCUGGAGAUCUGUACCAAACUGGACUUGCGGUUUAGCCGGGCCCUUUGUGACAAAGAGAAGCAUUUCAGACAGACCCGCAGAGAGAGAGUGAUGCUGGGCAUUAAGAAGCUGCUUGACAUGGAGAAACCUCUUUUCCUCCCCAGCUCUCCAGAGGAGGUGCCGGUGAUAGCCAUAGCAGGCUCAGGAGGUGGUUUCCGUGCCAUGGUCGGCUUCUCAGGUGUGAUGAAAGCGCUGUUUGAGUCUGGGGUCCUUGAUUGUGCCACAUAUGUUGCUGGCCUCUCUGGAUCUACAUGGUACAUGUCCACUCUCUACUCCCACCCAGAGUUUCCUAAUAAAGGCCCAAAGGACAUCAACCCGGAGCUAAUGAAGAGAGUUAGCAGUAACCCACUGAAGCUGUUGCUGCCCCAACACAUCACCAACUACAUACAUGCCCUCUGGACCAAAAAGGCUGCCGGGCAGCCUGUUACCUUUACCGAUAUCUUUGGUAUGCUCAUAGGAGAGACGCUUCUACCUGCGAGGAUGGACAUCAAACUGAGUAGCAUUCAGGAGAAAAUAAAUCAGGCCCAGAGUCCUCUUCCUCUCUUCACAUGUCUGCAUGUCAAGCCAGAUGUUUCUGAGCUCAUGUUUGCAGACUGGGUGGAGUUCAGCCCGUAUGAAAUUGGGAUGGCAAAGUACGGCACCUUCAUGACCCCCGACUUGUUUGGAAGCAAGUUCUUCAUGGGAACCGUUAUCAAGAAAUACGAGGAGAACCCAAUACAUUUUCUGAUGGGUGUGUGGGGCAGCGCCUUCUCCAUUCUGUUCAACAGAGUGCUGGGAGUCAAAGACACAGUUGGUGGCAGCACCAUGGAGGAGGAGUUAGAGCAGAUCAAACCACAGCACAUCGUCGGAGAAGACAGUCUGGACAAUGACCAUGAGCCCCGUAAAGGGGGGACAGAGAACCAGGAUGGAGAAGACGAUCGCACUGCUAAGGCUAAGGCUAGCUGGACUCAUCGGAUGUUUUCGUCACUUUUCAGUGACUCAUCCUUAUUCAACACGAGAGAGGGCCGGGCUGGGAAGGUGCAUAAUUUCAUGCUGGGCCUAAACCUGAACACCAGCGUCCCAUUCUCUCCGGACAGUGAGGUCAGAUGCAAUGCCCCCAUACCUGAGGAGGAGGUGGAUGCUGUCACAGACCCAGAUGAGUUUGAUCGCAUUUACGAACCUCUUGAUGUGAAGAGCAAGAAGAUCCACAUAGUGGACAGCGGCCUGACCUACAACCUUCCCUACCCUCUCAUCCUGCGACCAGAGCGUGGUGUCAACCUCAUCAUCUCCUUUGACUUUUCUGCACGACCCAGUGACACCAGCCCCCCAUUCAAAGAGCUCCUGUUGGCCGAAAAGUGGGCUCGAAUGAACAAGCUUCCAUUCCCCAAGAUCGAUCCCAAAGUCUUUGACCGCGAGGGCCUGAAGGAAUGCUACAUCUUUAAGCCAAAAAAAGGCGAAAAGAACUGCCCGACUAUCAUCCACUUUGUCCUGGUCAACAUCAAUUUCAGGACAUUCAAGGCACCUGGUGUUCCCAGAGAGACCGAGAAGGAAAAGGAUUUGGCGGAUUUUGACAUUUUUGACGACCCUGAGUCACCAUUCUCCACUUUUAACUUCCAAUACUCCAACAAGGCCUUCACCCAACUUCAUGACCUCAUGGAGUUCAACACUCUCAACAACUUGGAGGUGAUUAAAGAAGCCAUCAAGGACUGCAUUGUGUCUCGGAAGGAGAAUCCCUGCCUCUCCCAUCCUUUCUCCCUCAGUGCAAUCCCGAAAAAGAAGUUUCUCAAAAGAGAUGCUCUGGCAAAUCCCUGGAACCUCAUGGGAAAUAACAACCAGUAGCCUGAUCUAAGAUUUACAUAAAGUGGACUUUGCAUAAAGUGGGAUUUUUGUAGAUUCAGUCUUUUCUUUUUGGAAAAUGCUAUGUUGAUCUCUUUUCUGUAUACUUUAAAUCAUAAUUUACCUUAACUUUAACGUUUAUUGGUAAAAACAUUAUGAUAGCUUUCACAUAUACAACAGAAUGAGAAUUUUCAUCUGGCUUUAUUUGCACAAAUGUGACUGCUGGGAAACUGUUGGUGUUUAUUGGCCACAGACAGCUGAUGUAUGGUUUUCCUUCAAGCCGUGAAAAAGACUGGAUGUAAAAAAUCAACUUACUUAACAUUAUGAGUGACUGGAUUCUUACAGCAAACGUUUGGCUCUUUCGCAAACAACGGGAUAUUGUUUUUGGGUCCUUACUUUUGUUUUUGAUAUUAACUGAGAAAAUAUGCUAUCUCUUAGUUCUUCAUGUGCAAAAGAAAUAUCCAUCUCAGAUCUCUGUGUUUAUUUACAUCACUUAAAUGCUUCAUAUGAACUUUCUACUCUUGUUGCAACAUUCCUAAUUCAUGUGGACACCUCCUGGCUUUAUUUCAUCCUGCCUAGGGCAAAGCUGCAUUUUCAUAUUUCCUAUGACUUUUUAUGUAGCUAUAUCUAAAUUUAGCUUGGAGCUGUGUGAAUGCACUGUAAGAAGCCUUGCCUUUACCUGUAACUGUUUGUCAACUGAACAUUUUCCAUAUUGACUACAGUACAUGCAAAGAACCGGAUUGCUCGUCUAAACAUGAAACCCUGUUCGGAAACAUGGAAGAGGAGCUUGUAACCAUUGUUUUUGUUUGAUGGCAACUCCUAAACAGGCCAAGCACACCCCCUGGAUACCUCAAACAUCUCAAUGAUGCUUUCCGACUUACAAGGAAGGAGCAAUCCAUGAUCCCUUGUAGGGAGUGUCUCAUGUUAAAGCCUCCAUUUUGGAAAAACAAAACUUGAUGCCAUAGAAACAGCCCCACUUUUUAUCUCUUUCUCUCUAUCUCUGUGCCUAUUUUCCUGAUCAUGUUAUUUCAGGCUGCUUUUUAGAUAAAGGGACAGUUUGUUUUUCUUGGGCCGUUUUCUCCUCCAACAAACACAACUUGCUCCAGGACUCCCUGAACGCCCCUGUACAAAUAGGUGGGGCUGAGGUCGGGCUGGGUGCCGGUGGUGGUGAGUGUUAUCACGAGACUUGCUGCGAGCUGAAAAAGGUGGCUCUCUCCAGCAUUUGGAAUUUUACACACUACACCUACACCUGCAGCAGUGCAGGCCUGGAAUCUGACAUACUACACCUAUACCUGCAGGGGCCCAAAGGCCGCACACAGAGCUGUGAAAUUUCACACUGAAGCACUUCCAAUACCUAUAUGCUCAUGUUUCACCCCUGCUGGUUUGGAAGAAACUGAGAAGACAAAAAAGGCUUUCUGCUGGGAUUGAUGUCCCACCAACCUUUCCAACUUGCCUUUGUGUUGAUUUUUUUAGCAGAUUAUUUUUGUUGUUUUUAGCAUGUUUAUGUUUUCUGCAGUUUACGGGAUUGCCUUAUGGGUUUUUUUCAAGAAAGUUUAUUUGCUUUUGUUUAUUCAAUACCACUCUUAUACAGUAUCUGUUGAUUACAGAGAGCAAAGUCAAAUUUUGUUGUUUGUCAAUAAUGGCUAGAGUAUAUUUGAGACAUCCAUAGAUAAAGCACGAGUCCAAGUCCAGAAUGCAGAGCAGUCUUAUUUAUAGGCUUCUUUAUAAGUCUCUUUGUGUGUCACACACAUAACAAAGAAAAACUUGAACAUGUUAAUCUUUUGAUGAUGGAUAUUUUGACCUUUUAGAGCUAAGUUAAGCUAAUAGGCUGCUGGCUGAAGUCAUAUGUGAAAGACAGAAAUGAGAGUGGUACUGAUUUUCUGUCUAGGUUCACAAAAAAGCAAAUAAGCACAUUCCCAAAAUGUCCUUUAAGACAAACUUUAUAAAGCAUCAUAACAAGCCUUCAUCAAUGUAUUUGACAUCUUGUAAAACUCUGUGAGCUAUCAUGUUACACCUUUAUUUUUCAUCGUACCAUAAGGUUAUUUAGCCUAAUUUAGACAGCAUACACAACCUGUAGUAAUUUUAUUUUCUUAUAUUAUUGUCAUUUUGCAUUUAUAUCAUAUUGACAAUGUUUACAAAUGUUUCAGAUGCUUAACGGUCAGUUUUAGGGAAUCAAGACGUGCACAUUAAUACUUAAUGUGAUCAUUGACUAUUUGUAUUAAUAUAAAUGGCAAAGCAUGAGAUGCAUAACGUUUAUGUGCAUCGUACAAAAAGGAUGAUAAUAAAAGAGAGAAUUUA
Molecule: messenger RNA, 4912 nt
Organism: Etheostoma spectabile (orangethroat darter)
Lineage: Eukaryota; Metazoa; Chordata; Actinopteri; Perciformes; Percidae
Gene: pla2g4ab
Product: phospholipase A2, group IVAb (cytosolic, calcium-dependent)
Exons: 19
Coding region: 371-2617 (748 amino acids)
Biological process (GO): glycerophospholipid catabolic process
Cellular component (GO): nucleus; endoplasmic reticulum; Golgi apparatus
Molecular function (GO): calcium-dependent phospholipid binding; calcium ion binding
Source: RefSeq, a predicted model, not a curated record